Molecule: messenger RNA, 4580 nt
Organism: Spodoptera litura
Lineage: Eukaryota; Metazoa; Arthropoda; Insecta; Lepidoptera; Noctuidae
Gene: bnl
Product: fibroblast growth factor branchless
Molecular function (GO): growth factor activity
Source: RefSeq, a predicted model, not a curated record
GCGCCAGUUGUCGCCCGUGCCGGUCACGUUAUGCCGCUGCUCGUACUCGGCCGAGCGCGCACCCGAACACGCUCUCGAUAAAUCGCAGCCGGUAAUUGACCAACAUGUGAUCGGCAAACACAAAAUACCAUAGAUUCGCAGAGAAACGUCGGUGGGAAAUAUUACUAGUAUCAAUUACCUUCCCUGUGUGAUGUCUAUUUGCACCAAUAAUACGAGUGUUGAGUUGUUCGAGUUAGAGUUACAAUAACCACAAAGUGAACACGAUCUGGUCGGAAACUGUACGAAAGUGACACGCCGUUGGGAAACUAACGCGGUUUUGAAAAACAUCCAUUUGUGUGAACUAAAGUAAUUCGAAAGUGUGACUUCGGUUCGGAAAAAUUCAGUGUAACAGUUUAUUAGUUAAAAAAUAUUGUUUGUGUAACAUCUGUGCGCGGCAGUGUAUAGAGAUUUGAACAGAUCGUGUGAACAACCCGACUUGCGGCGCCUGUAAACCGAGAAGCUGUCAAUAAUAUGGUGCAAUAAAAGUAAUAUGAAGGUGUUGGGUAUGAUGCGUGUCAGAGUCAACCGAACUGAUUUAUAAAUAAAGAAGGAAAGAUUUGGAUGAGACUGGGUGGUGGAAGUCGUGGGGAGUUGAGCGGGGUAUGAGAGGCGGUGUUGUGCAGUGACGGCGUCCGGGCGGCUGCCAUGGGCGCGGCGCGCCAUGCGCUCGCGCACGCGCCCGCUGCCGCGGCCCCCGCGCCCGAGCCGCGCGCGCAGCGCUCCGCCAACCUGAGCCACAUAACUGGCACCUCCCGCACCAUACAGAUGUUCCUCAAGAAUCGUUAUCUGCAGCUGCUGCCGGAUGGCACAGUCAACGGCACCACAGAUUACAACAGCGUUUACACGAUACUUCAGCGUGCGACGUACAAUGCCGGCCUCCUGACGAUCCAGGGGGUCUCCACCUGCCUCUACCUCUGUAUGGAUGCUUGCGGGUUCCAGUACGCUCAUAAGGAUCUCUCGGACGAUUGCGUGUUCGAGGAACAUAUAGAGGAGAACAACUACAAUACAUACUCGCGGAAACGCAAUGGGAAGAAAACCUUCUUGGCGUUAGACAACAGGGGGAGAGCGCGACGGACGCAGAUCCCCGUGAGUCGGCCGCUCGGCAACCUGUCCCCGUAUGCGCUCUCAUUGACGAGGCGGUGGGACGGACCCAAGCAGACGCACUGUCCGCCGCGGCGGCAUCGAGGCAAGCUGAAGCGGCCUCCGCCGCGACAUAGAAAUUGUCAUAUACGCCUUCAGAAAGCAAAUUUGAGGCAUAAGAGGAAACACAAGAAGGCUAAUAAUCCCAAGAAAAAGCAGCGGCGUACGAAGAUGAGAAGAAAACAUGAGAACGGGACGACGACCACGACCGAGGUGACGUGGGACGAGUCGACGAUGUCGACCAUGUCUACCACGGAUGUCGAGUUUUUUCGGUCGGCGACCGCGCAGGAGGCGGUCGGACGCGCGUGAGUCGGGCGCUGGUCGCGGUCGGGGCAGCCGUCGCGCUCGCACACUAGCACCGUUCCACACUUACACGUGCAAGAAUCUCUGUAUCAUUCCUAUUUAGUGCCGUUCCCACUGAUACACGGAACGGCUCGUGAAAUAUUUACGACAAAGUAGCAUUGCUCUCUUUACGAAUGGCGCUCCAAUUUAACUAUCGAGAAAGUUGAAACCCGUGACGCGUUCAUAACUAAUGGUUGUCGAAACUUGAACUUCGUUUUUCCUUUAUUAGUAGUAGUACGUACGAAACAUAAUACUCACUGUUGAGUUGGGCGGCGAUGCCGUCAAAGUCGAUACAUGUUAACAAUAAAAUGAAUGAUAUUAUUCUACCAAAGCUACUGAAAUUAUCUAUCUCAAUUUAUAUUCCUAGUUCGCUUUAAAACGUAGGUUUAUCGGCAAGAUUCCAGUUGUUAGUUACUGUUACUUAUCAAGAAAUUAACGUAGAUGAUAAAUUAACUUUAUUCGAUAAUGACUAAACAUUGAUUGUUUAUGACGUCGAGAUUAUCGUUGGGUAAGGUGGAACUGUGUUAGGAGAAGGCAAAGAUUCCUGUCAAUUAAAAUUUAGCCUAAAUACUUAUCGUUUCGGAAUCCCUCUCUCGAACGAGCAUCGCUUCAUUGACGUCCUCAGAAUCAAUGUUCAUUUCUAACGUCUCUUUAAUAGCUAUAUCUCUAAAAACAUUAAGUAGCAUUCGUGUAAUAUGUUUCUUUAAUUAAGCUUAAGUUAUUCGUUUAAUGGAAUUGAUCGGAGCCCACUCGGCUCCAUUACAUAUAACGUUUUAGUGCUCGCAUGUCUCAAAUGCUCGUAAUUUUCCACAUUUAAAUAAUGGCCUAAAAGGUUAGGUAUUCAAAUUAAGAAAUUAACGCUCUAUUCCUUCUUUGCGACAAUCGUAAACACGACAUUUAACAUAAUUUAACAUCUGAAUUAAAACAUCGUUGGCUGCCAUCACUGCUUACCUCGAAUGCUUCAAAAACACGAAGAGAAGAAAUUCCGAAACGUUUUUGUACUUAGAUACGUGUGUUGAGGUGUAAUUUCAUAAGAAAUUGACUGAAAAUUGGACUGAGUAAUGUAGUUUAUGUUGGUUUCGGCCUAGGCUAUGAUAGGAUAACGUAGUGCGGCGGACGGCAUGCUUCUUUAUUUAAUUGUAAGUUAUAUUCGAGCGUCGGACGCGAGCGGCCGUGUAUUAAUGACUUCGAAACUAUAAUCGACAUGGAUAGAGUUCCCACGCGUGCCGGUGGCUUGGUGACACCAUGCCUAAGUCACACCCCGCUGUGAGGACUAAACCAGUUCGAACUGGUGAAUACGAAAAACGCUAUAAAAUUAUAAUUGCGCAAUGCGCGUCUCCAGUACAAGCCCGCUCGUUUCGACUCGUCCAAAAAUGUAGUGAUAAACAUUAACGGCGACGAAGUGACUAUUAGUAAGUAGUUCUAAAACGUGUAUCUAAUUUGUAAAUUUAUUUAUUUUCCAUAGAGAAAGUCGUAUUUUGUUAACGUUUUAGUUGAUGUUUUUUAUCCUCUCGUCCCCUUUAGUUCCAACCGAAUGUAGAUGUGUAGGAUGUCAUACGCUUGUACCUUUAGUGAGCCAAUAUUAUUUGUAUUAUAUUUUUAAGUCCGUUCGGUAACAAUAUGUGCUCUGUAUGCAGUUGUGUAUAGUGUGUGAUGGAGGCAUUUGCAAAUAUUGUGAUUGAAUGGAUUUUACACGAUUACAUUCUCUUUAGUGAUGUCCCUCGCAAUCUGAUUAUGUGCGCAGAUAAUGUUGUAGCAGGUGUAUCUUGUACUUGGUCAACGAACAUUUUUUUUGCUUGCAACUCCAUGUUUUCCGUGUAGCCGUAAAUCUGAGGUAAAAGGUUAAUUUUGUUCAUAAAUUAUGCAAAACAGGUGUCCCACUUUCAGUUUUAGUCCAUAAUUAGUGACUGCCUAUUUUGAAUUUCUCUUGAAUUCCAAGUUACGAUAAGGUCCAUUGAACAGGUUGGUACAUAGACCGGUACAAUAUUAUACUUGAGAGAAAACAUGGCGACAAGGAUCUAAACUAAUGUUCGUUGCCUAAGAUAUUCAGGAGUUUUUGUGAAUAUAUGCAGCAAGCUUUAUGAAUGUACCUACGUAUGUUAUACGAAUGAUAUUUUGAAUUUAUUUAUAUGUAUGUAUAAUAUUUAGGUAUCAUAUGAAAGCGACAUGGAAUACGUACUUAACGAAGCAUUUACUCAUCAUAUAAUUAAACAUUUUUAUAUAAAAUAAUCACGAUCGUACCGAUUCCUUGUCGUUUUCGUUUAAGUGAAUAAAUUAUUCGAUUCUCGGAUUCGUUAAACUUGACUCGCUAUUGUAAAUGAAUACCAAUCGAUCUUUAUGUUAGUGUAGAAGCAGUAUUUCGGUAUUGUAAAAAAUGUUCUCCGUUACAGUAUCUAGUUUUUGUAGUUUUAUAUUGAAUAGAGAUUGUAAGAAACUUCAGCAGAUGCCGAUUGGUUAUAUUUUGUUCUCCUAUACGUAAUGUAACUGGCUUUGUAAAGAGGUGCCGUGUUUAUCAAACUCAUUCUCGCUGGUCGACAAUAAAUAAAAAAAAACAUUGACAGUUUAUUUUUUUUAUUUGGUCGUUGGAUAGCAGAUAAGUGUCACUGUCAUACCUGCAUACAGCCUAAUAGCGUAAUUAAAAUAAAAUUAAACCUUAAAUAAAUAGAAUAUGCGAGAAUCUGUGAGUUUGCAUAACAAUGUGCCGAGAUGGUGUAAAAAUAUGAGUGUUAUGUUAUUUUAAUGCCCAUGUGCCAUAAUACUGCCCUCUGGGUUAGCCUACCGAUUCAAUAAACACAGUUAAUUUUUCAGUUUCUAUACUCAAGUACAUAAUGUCAAAUAUUGUUAAGAAAUAAGGGGUUUAUCCACUUUACAGUCAACGAUGAACGAUAUGAUGAACUUGUAGAUAAAAUAUAAGAAUAUUCUUUGUAAUAGUGGUGUAAAUACCCCUUGUUUCUCGAAAAAUAUAUAUAAGAAUGUCAAGAGGAGUCAAACAGUAUUACUUAAUUAAUUAAUUUCGAUACGUUUUUACAAUAAUUACAUACUUUAAAAUGAAAUGUUCG